Messenger RNA from Neoarthrinium moseri, 924 nucleotides. RefSeq lists its product as uncharacterized. Lineage: Eukaryota; Fungi; Ascomycota; Sordariomycetes; Amphisphaeriales; Apiosporaceae. The record is from RefSeq and is a predicted model, not a curated record. The transcript has a single exon. Bases 1 to 924 code for a protein of 307 amino acids.
AUGGCACCCACUCGAACGCAACCGCAGCCAGCUCGCGAGCUCCACAACUUUCCCAGGCUCCCCAAGGAGAUCCAACUGCUGAUUUGGGAUUUCUGGCGUCAGCACGCCCCUAUCAUCCGACAUUACUUCGUCCUCCAUUUAAGCGGCCGCGCAUAUGCCGCGUUCAACUGUCAAACCAAGAACUGGGUGCAGACCGCCACCAGAACUGCAGAGCCCAGUCAUGACGAUCCUUUGGAUCCUAUGGAGCACAAGAUUCUCUUCACCAAUGCAAUAAACGUUGCACUACCUGGUACAUUGUCUCCAGCCCCUGUUUCUUGGGCCCAUGAGUCCGCUCAUGGGAGCGUCUAUUCGCAUAUUCAUCAGAUCCUCAGCGGCAAUUACUUCUUCGAUCGAGGUAACACACUUCGUCCCGCGCACGCCUCAGUCAACUUUCGAAAGGACGUCUUCUUCAUUGAUAACAUUGGGUACAGACUCCCCGGAAGAAUGCGCUUUCUAUUCCACAGAAUUGGCGCUAGGCGGCCACGGUGGGUGGAAAAUCAUUGGGCUACCAAGAUUGAAAAGCUUGCCUUUUACGUCAAUGGAUCACAACAAUCAGAACUGAAUGGGUUUUGGGGCGAAAUCGACAUUGAAGCUUUGGCAAAUAUGAGAUUGCUCAAGAAAGUAUAUCUUGUUUUUCGGUGCAGCGGUUGCUCGGUCGAACAUCAGCAUCGCGCCGACUCGCAUGGAUUCGUCCACGAUCUUCCUAACAAUGGGAUGCACUCACCCGAUGUUGGUAUUCUUGAUGAAUUUGGAAACAUUUCAACUCUGUGUCGGAUGUCAUCAGCCAAAGCACAACAACAGAAGGCGGAAAUGGCGAGCCGCUUUACUAAAGCGGGUAGACAUGCUGUUGAGGUCGAGGUUGUGGCUGAUGUCGGCUUUGUAUGA